Messenger RNA from Ichthyophthirius multifiliis, 1547 nucleotides. RefSeq lists its product as hypothetical. The record is from RefSeq and is a predicted model, not a curated record. The transcript is spliced from 4 exons. NCBI's taxonomy places the organism in Eukaryota, Ciliophora, Oligohymenophorea, Hymenostomatida. Gene Ontology annotation, molecular function: cysteine-type deubiquitinase activity. Gene Ontology annotation, biological process: protein deubiquitination.
UUAAAAUUAGAACAAAAAAAAAAUAUAUAAUUGUAUGCUCUACAAUAAUUAAUAAUAAAAAGAAUAUAUGUCGAAUUCAAUAAGGAUAAGAAAUAUAAAUAAUAAUUAAGCAUCAGGGUUCGAAUCGUAUAAUUCUUAAAUUAAUUCUAAUUAUCCUGCAAAUCUUUAAUAUAAUCAAUACAGUUUAUAAUGCAAUAACUAUUAAAAUACUACUUCUACUACUACUAAUACUAAUUAUUUAGGCAAUUAGUAUAAUAAUAAUAAUUUAAAUUAAAUAAAAAAUUAUUAACCAUUAUAAUUAUCAUAAAAAUAUUCAAACGAAAGUACUUCUUUGUUAAAAAAUUCAAGUAAAGAUAAUAAUACUAAUAAUAUAUUUCAAAAAAAAAAAAAAAAAAGAGCAUAAUAGUAUUCACCACUAUGUGUAAAAAAAACAGUAUAAAAUAAUUCAAAAGAAUAUAAUAUUAAAAAUUCAGUAAAUAAAAAUAAUUAAAAAGUGAAUAUUUUAAAAGUAGGCUUAAAUAAUAUUGGAAAUACAUGCUAUAUGAAUUCAGCUUUGUAAUGUCUAUUUAAUUGUCGAUAAUUAGUUAAUUAUUUCAACUAAAAUAAACAUAUAUUAGAAACUAAUUCUAAAAAUCAAGGCGUUUCAGAUGAAUUUGCAAAACUUAUUUAAAAGAUGUCUCAAAAUAAUAAAACUUAACCUGAAAAACCUUAUGAAUUGAAACAAAAAAUAGAAAAAAUAUCCUCAUAAUUCAAAGGAAGUGGAUAAUAAGAUUCUCAAGAAUUUCUAAGAACCUUACUAGAAGCUUUAAAUGAUGAUUUAAAUAGAGUUCAAGUGAUUCAUGGUUUUAAUAUUAUAAAGAUCGAGAUAAUAGUAUAAUAACAGAUUUAUUUACAGGUUAAUUACUUAGUAUAGUAACUUGUUAGAAAUGUAAUAACCCAUCAAUAACAUUUGAUAAUUUUAUGGAUUUAUCUUUAAGUUUUACAAACAGUUUCCGUUAUGGAUUAGAUUAUAGACUAGAACGAUUAAUCGAAUAAUUUUUAAAGGAAGAAUUCUUGAUUAUACUUAUAAUUGUACUAAUUGUAAAGACUAAAAAAAUCCAAAAGAUAAUUCCAUAUCUGGAGACUACCUAAUAUUCUAGUAAUUCAUAUUAAAAGAUUCCAUUUCGGGACUACUAGAAGAGAAAAGCUUACCCAUAAUAUCACUUUUCCUAUUUAAGGUUUAGAUAUGGGAUAAUUUAUUAACUAAUCAAGUAAUUUGUAUUAAUGAUUAUUUUUUAUUUUAUAUAGAGGACAAAAGUAUACAAAAUUGUAUUUAUGAUCUUAUUGGAAUAACAAAUCAUAUGGGAAGCUUAUAUGGAGGACAUUAUUUUGCAGAAUGUAAGAAUCCUAUUGAUGGUACUUGGAAUGAAUUUAAUGAUUCUAUUUGUAAAGAAAUAGAUAUUAAAAAUAAAGGAUAUACUACUAUCGGUUCUGCUGAACCUUAUUUACUUUUUUAUUAAAAAAGAGAUUGUAUGUAUGACGAAUAAACUUAUUUUUAAUAAUAAUGA